AUACUGUGUUUGCUGUCUCCAUAUCUUGAUGACGAAUUGAUGAUGCCUAAAUUUUACUUCAAGCAAAAUUCCGGCGUUAAUUUCAGAAAAUGGUUGACGAUGCAAGAUAGAACUCUGGAUCAAACCGCUAGAAAUUAUCGAAAAUCUAACCAAUUUCAAGGUAUCAAUCUUUCUUUCUGUUCUAAUGUUUUGAAGUUUUCAGCUAAAGAGGGUUUUUCCCUCGAAGGAAAACAAAUACAUUCACCAAUGAUUAAGCUAGGUUACUGUAACGUGUUAUCGUUACACAAUCAAUUGUUAAGUUUCUAUGUGAAAUGCAACGAGUCCAGUGAGGCCUGCAAACUGUUUGAUGAAAUGCCUGUGAGAAAUGUUGUCACUUGGAAUACUUUGAUUCGUGAUUGUCAUUUGGGUUUUUGUUAUUUUAGAAGAAUGUUGCUGGAAGGGGUCAAAAUUGAUCGAAUUACUUUCUUGAAUUUACUUUGCUUGUCGCUUGAAAUAGGGAAGAUUGAGAUGGGUAAACAGUUCCAUUGUUGUAUAGUGAAAUUGGGGUUUUAUAAAGAUUGUUAUUUGAAUAGCUCUCUUGUUAAUUUUUAUGCUAAACUUGGAUUUGUUCAAGAAUCAAGAUGGGUUUUUGAUGAUGUUUUGGAGAAAGAUUUGGUUUUGUGGAAUGUAAUGGUGUCUUGCUAUGCGUUAAACGGGUUGAUCGAAGAUGGUUUUCGGGUCUUUCGGAUGAUGCAAUUAGAAGGGGUUAAAGGCGACGAUUUCACGUAUACUAGUCUAGUGAAUUCUUGUGCUAGUUUAGCAUAUCGCAAAUUGGGAAAACAGAUCCAUGGUGUUGUUCUUAGAUUCGGGUUUGAUCAAGAUCUGGUGGUGGCUAGUGCACUUACGGAUAUGUAUGUCAAGAACGAAAUAAUUACUCAUGCUCGUAAGGUGUUUGACGAAAUGCCUCAUAGGAACUUGAUUUCUUGGAACGCUAUGAUCGUGGGUUAUGGACGAUUUAGUGAUGGUAAGGAAGCUACGAAGCUUUUAAUGGAGAUGCUACGAGAAGGGUUUCGUCCUGAUGAACUGACGUUAGCGAGCGUCGUUAGCUCGUGUGGGAAUGGUGAAACCCUUCAGGUUCAUUCUUACGCUUUAAAAGUUGGGAAUUUAUUGUUUUUAUCGGUUUCUAAUGCUCUUAUAAAUGGGUAUUCUAAAUCUGGGAAUUUAGUAUCUGCUUUUGAAUUGUUUAGCUCGAUUGACCGGCCUGAUAUAGUGUCAUACACUUGUAUGAUUCAAGCGUACGCCUUUCACGGUCUUUCAAGAAACGCUAUUGAACUUUUCAAGAUUUUCGUUUCAAAUGGUGCACCAAAACCCGAUAAGAUCAUGUUUCUUGAGGUUCUUUCGGCUUGUAGCCAUGGUGGGUUAGUAACCGAAGGUCUUCAUUUCUUUGAAUUAAUGACCAUAGACUAUCGGAUAGAGCCAGAGGUUGAACACUACACUUGCCUAGUGGACCUUCUUGGUCGAGCCGGUCUACUGGCCGAAGCUCACAGGGUCAUGGUUUCCAUGCCGACGAUCCCUGGACCUGACACGCUCGGUGCGUUCAUUGGAGCGUGUAAGGUCCAUGGAAAUCUCGAGUUAGCGAAAUGGGCGGCGGAAAAGCUUUUUUUGUUGGAGCCCGACAAGAAUGUGAAUUAUGCUCUUAUGGCAAACGCGUUUGCUUAUUCCGGGAAGUGGUUUGAAUUGGCUGAGAUUCGUAAGACGAUGAGGGAUAAUUGUGGUUUAAAGAUACCGGGGUUCAGCUGGUUAGACCAUCUCCAACCCUAG
Molecule: messenger RNA, 1800 nt
Organism: Cynara cardunculus var. scolymus (artichoke)
Lineage: Eukaryota; Viridiplantae; Streptophyta; Magnoliopsida; Asterales; Asteraceae
Product: pentatricopeptide repeat-containing protein At2g46050, mitochondrial
Exons: 1
Coding region: 40-1800 (586 amino acids)
Biological process (GO): RNA modification
Cellular component (GO): intracellular membrane-bounded organelle
Molecular function (GO): RNA binding; protein binding
Source: RefSeq, a predicted model, not a curated record